This is a messenger RNA of Microthlaspi erraticum, 570 nucleotides long. Lineage: Eukaryota; Viridiplantae; Streptophyta; Magnoliopsida; Brassicales; Brassicaceae. The record is from the annotation of a GenBank genome assembly.
AUGAAGACCAUAUUGCAACAGAUAAUCCAAGGACAAGCUAAUAGUGCCUUAGAGUUGAACAAGAGGAUGGUUGAGAUUCACAAUAAGGUUGAUUGCUCAUACAAUGAUCUAAACAACAAGUUUGAGUCUCUAACUACCAAAGUGCUUACCUUGGAAGCUAAAGUUGGUGGUUCUUCAUCAUCAAGUACAAAGGAGUAUUGUCAUGCAGUUUUCUCUACUAAAGAUGGUGUGGCUGAGACUGAAGAGAAUGAGAGAGCUAUAGAAGAACUUUACAGGCUCCUUCAUGGUACAAGUGUUGAGAUUUCAGUGAAUGAAGAGACUUCUCAAGCUGAAAAACGAAAUGCCAAGGAGGAAGCCUCAAAGAUUGUUGCAAGAGAAGAAACCAUCAAGGUUGAGCCUCCUCUUUACAAACCAGAGUUUCCAUUUCCUGAGAGAGUUCUCACUAAAGCUCAAAAGAAGGUAGUCUCCACAUUCAGGAAUGAUAUGAGCAAUAUUGGUGUUCAUCUACCAAACAUAGGCAAUAUGCAAGAAGCUCACCUCCAAAUAGAGCUGAUUAAGAUGUUCUUGUGA